Messenger RNA from Gambusia affinis (western mosquitofish), 2245 nucleotides. RefSeq names its product 3-hydroxyisobutyrate dehydrogenase a (gene hibadha). The coding region runs from base 112 to 1092 and encodes 326 amino acids. Gene Ontology annotation, biological process: L-valine catabolic process. NCBI's taxonomy places the organism in Eukaryota, Metazoa, Chordata, Actinopteri, Cyprinodontiformes, Poeciliidae. Gene Ontology annotation, molecular function: 3-hydroxyisobutyrate dehydrogenase activity; NADP binding; NAD binding. The transcript has 8 exons. Gene Ontology annotation, cellular component: mitochondrion. The record is from RefSeq and is a predicted model, not a curated record.
AACUGAUCCGGCGCUGCUAUUGGUCCAAAAGACACUGAAUCAUAACCGUUUAGUGUGGCUUUCCAGGCUUGACAGCUGUCACCAAAUACCGAGGUCGAGGGGGAGAGAAGCAUGGCUGCGUUGUUUAGAGGGUCCCGGAGUAUAUGCUUCAGGUGGAACAAGCAUGUCUUCGGAUCAACAAGAUCCAUGGCCUCAAAGACACCAGUGGGUUUUAUUGGUCUGGGAAAUAUGGGAAGUCCCAUGGCCAAGAACUUAAUAAAAAAUGGUUAUCCUGUCAUCGCCACUGAUGUCUUCCCAGAAUGUUGCAAAGAGCUGCAGGACUUGGGUGCCCAGGUGGUGGACUCUCCUGCAUACGUGGCAGAGAAAGCAGACCGCAUCAUCACAAUGCUGCCAUCUAGUCCAAAUGUCAUAGAAGUCUACACAGGCUCUAACGGCAUCUUGAAGAAGGUGAAGAAGGGAACGCUGCUGGUCGACUCCUCAACAAUUGAUCCGGCUGUUGCUAAAGAAAUGGCUGUAGCGGCAGAGAAGAUGGGCGCCGUCUUCAUGGAUGCUCCAGUGUCAGGAGGUGUUGGGGCUGCCAGCAUGGCUAAACUGACCUUCAUGGUUGGUGGACUGGAGGAAGAAUUCAAGGCUGCACAGGAAUUAUUCACCUGCAUGGGAGCUAAUGUCAUCUACUGUGGACAAGUUGGCACAGGACAGGCAGCAAAGCUCUGCAACAAUAUGCUGCUAUCCAUCGGGAUGAUUGGGACUGCAGAGACCAUGAACCUAGGCAUCAGAUUGGGUUUGGACCCCAAGUUGCUUGCACAGAUUCUUAACAUGUCAUCGGGUCGCUGCUGGUCCAGUGACACAUACAACCCCGUCCCUGGAGUAAUGGAGGGUGUCCCCUCAGCCAACAACUACCAAGGUGGUUAUGGGACUACUCUGAUGGCCAAGGAUCUUGGCUUAGCCCAGAACACUGCCACCAACACAAGGACACCCAUCCCUCUGGGUUCCCUUGCCCACCAGAUCUACAGAGUCAUGUGCUCUCGCGGCUACGCCAACAAGGACUUUUCAUCCGUCUUCCAGUUUCUGCGCGAGGAGGAAGCACAGUGAAUGGAGGUGGACCAUCGCUGACAACUAUGAUGAUAACUAUGAUAGCAACAGCUAUGAUGGACUGUAACUCAGACCUCAGAAUCAUGCACCCGAGUGUCCCUUAUCCCAGUAUUCUCAGGAGAGACUUAAAAGAGGCCAAAAUGCUGUCUUGACACCUCUCUGCUUGUUGUCAACUCCCUCUCCUGUACCUGAAGAGAUGCUAAGACUUAUUUAAAAAUGUCUGCCCACCCAAAAAAUACAAAAAUCCUGGUUGAGCUUUACUAAAACGCAGUGUACAGUAGCUGCAGAUUUACAUGCAACUAUGCAACUUGUGUAUCAUUUCCUGGAUGGUUAAAGACUGGAAAUGAAUCGGCUUUGAAGCUCCAGCAUGUUUUUGUUAGAAUUGUGCUAAAUAUCUGCUACCUGUAUGACCUAACCCCGAUUCUGCAAUGAUGUGGACAGAAAAAGAAAAAUAACCAUGCUGCUACUAAUACAAAUGCAGUUGAGGAAAUUACAACCAACUGCAGAGGUUAUGACUCUGUUGUUACCCACAUUAUACCAAAGUUGCCCAAAGAUGAGGCUCAAAGUUUACUGACGUUCAAUCACAUUUCUUCAUAUUAUGAAAGGAAAUUUAAUUUAAUACCUACCUACAUUUAUAUAUGUGUUUUGAAUUAUGAAUACACUACAUUUAGAGUUGUUUUAGUUCAUUUUCAACUAUGCUGUGAGAAAUCUUGUUUGUGCUGUGUUUGUUGCAGUGCAACAUUUCAGGGCCCUUUUGAUACUGCUACAGAGUCUCUCUGAACUUAAUUCUUUACUUUGCUGUCUACAUCUGCCCAUUGAGCCAUCAGAGUAUUAUUUUGUGACUAAUAAUGUCAAUAUUUUAAACAUUGUUUCACUGUCUAGCACUUUCUUAAGCCCACUGUAUCUUCACCCUGCCUAUCCCAUUUUGUCCGAUUCAACUGUGUAAAUUGUCCGUGAGGAAUGGUUUCAUCGUGCUGUGUGAAUUUGUACAUAAUUUAUAUUUCAUAAUGUUGUGCAGCAUUGAUGUAUAGACUGUUACUUUCUUCUUUAAAAAAAAAAAAAAAAUUAUUCUAGUUUCUACAGUUUGUCUUUAAUCUGUGAAGCCAAAUGUCAGUCAAACUGCUGCAGAAAAAUAAAAAUAUUUUGUGUAUUC